This is a messenger RNA of Lagenorhynchus albirostris (white-beaked dolphin), 2724 nucleotides long. RefSeq names its product leucine rich repeat containing G protein-coupled receptor 5 (gene LGR5). Gene Ontology annotation, cellular component: membrane. Bases 1 to 2724 code for a protein of 907 amino acids. NCBI's taxonomy places the organism in Eukaryota, Metazoa, Chordata, Mammalia, Artiodactyla, Delphinidae. The record is from RefSeq and is a predicted model, not a curated record. Gene Ontology annotation, biological process: G protein-coupled receptor signaling pathway. Gene Ontology annotation, molecular function: G protein-coupled receptor activity; protein-hormone receptor activity; protein binding. The transcript is spliced from 18 exons.
AUGGACACUUCCUGGGUCGGCUUGCUCCUGGCCUUGCCCGUCCUGCUACAGCUGGCGGCCGGGGGCGGCUCGCCGAGGCCGGGCGCGCUGCUGCGGGGGUGCCCCGCGCACUGUCAGUGCGAGCCGGACGGCAGGAUGCUACUCAGGGUGGACUGCUCCGACCUGGGGCUUUCGGAGCUGCCCUCCAACCUCAGUGUCUUCACCUCCUACCUAGACCUGAGUAUGAACAACAUCAGUCAGCUUCCCCCGAAUCCUCUGCACGGUCUCCGCUUCCUGGAGGAGCUACGUCUUGCCGGAAACGCUUUGACAUACAUUCCCAAGGGAGCAUUUGCUGGCCUUUACAGUCUUAAAGUUCUCAUGCUGCAGAAUAAUCAUCUAAGACAGGUACCCACAGAAGCUCUACAGAAUUUGCGAAGCCUUCAAUCACUGCGUCUGGAUGCCAACCACAUCAGCUCCGUGCCCCCCAGCUGUUUCAGUGGCCUGUAUUCUCUGAGGCACCUGUGGCUGGAUGACAACUCUCUGACAGAAAUCCCUGUCCAGGCUUUCAGAAGUUUAUCAGCGCUGCAGGCCAUGACCUUGGCCCUGAACAAAAUACACCACAUACCAGACUACGCCUUUAGAAACCUCUCCAGCUUGGUGGUUCUGCAUCUCCAUAACAAUAGAAUCCACUCCCUGGGAAAGAAAUGCUUUGAUGGGCUCCAUAGCCUGGAGACUCUAGAUUUAAAUUAUAAUAAUCUUGAUGAAUUCCCCACUGCAAUCAGGACACUGUCCAACCUUAAAGAACUAGGAUUUCAUAGCAACAAUAUCAAGUCGAUACCUGAGAAAGCCUUUGUAGGCAACCCUUCUCUUAUUACAAUACAUUUCUAUGACAACCCUAUCCAGGUUGUUGGGAGAUCUGCUUUUCAACAUUUACCUGAACUAAGAAUACUGACUUUGAAUGGUGCCUCACAAAUAACUGAAUUUCCUGAUCUAACUGGUACCGCGAGCCUGGAGAGUCUGACUUUAACUGGAGCACAGAUCUCAUCUCUUCCUCAAACUGUCUGCGAUCAGUUACCGAAUCUCCAAGUGCUAGAUCUAUCUUAUAACCUGCUAGAAGAUUUACCCAGUUUUUCAGUCUGCCGAAAGCUUCAGAAAAUAGACCUGCGACAUAAUGAAAUGUGUGAAAUUCGAGCCAACACCUUCCAGCAGUUGUUUAGCCUCCGCUCUCUGAAUUUAGCUUGGAACAAAAUUGCCAUUAUUCACCCCAAUGCAUUUUCCACUUUGCCAUCUCUAAGAAAGCUGGACCUAUCAUCCAACCGCCUGUCGUCUUUUCCUGUAACUGGGUUACAUGGUUUAACUCACUUAAAAUUAACAGGAAAUCAUGCCUUACAGAGCUUGAUAUCAUCUGAAAACUUUCCAGAACUCAAGGUUAUAGAAAUGCCUUAUGCAUAUCAGUGCUGUGCAUUUGGAGUAUGUGAAAAUGUCUAUAAAAUUUCUAAUCAAUGGAAUAAAGGCGACAACAGCAGUGCAGAUGAUCUUCAUAAGAAAGAUGCUGGAAUGUUUCAAGUUCAAGAUGAGCGUGAUCUUGAAGAUUUCCUGCUUGAUUUUGAGGAAGACCUGAAAGCCCUUCAUUCGGUGCAAUGCUCACCUUCCCCAGGCCCUUUCAAACUCUGCGAAUACCUGUUCGGUAGCUGGCUGAUCCGCAUUGGAGUGUGGACCAUAGCAGUUUUGGCCCUGACGUGUAAUGCCCUGGUGACUUCAACCGUGUUCAGAGCCCCUCUGUACAUUUCCUCUGUAAAACUGUUAAUUGGGUUAAUAGCCGUGGUGAACAUGCUCACGGGGGUCUCCAGUGCUGUGCUGGCUGGCGUGGAUGCCUUUACUUUUGGCAGCUUUGCGCAGCACGGUGCGUGGUGGGAGCAGGGGGUCGGCUGCCAGGUCGUCGGGUUUUUGUCCAUUUUUGCUUCGGAAUCCUCGGUUUUCCUGCUUACCCUGGCAGCCCUGGAGCGUGGGUUCUCUGUGAAAUGCUCUGCAAAAUCCGAAACGAAAACUCCUUUUUCCAGUCUGAAAGCAAUCGUUGCGCUCUGCGCCAUGCUGGCGGCGACCAUCGCCGCGGUUCCUCUGCUGGGCGGCAGCGAGUACAGCGCCUCCCCGCUCUGCCUGCCUCUGCCCUUUGGGGAGCCCAGCGCCACAGGCUACAUGGUGGCCCUCGUCUUGCUCAAUUCCCUUUGCUUCCUCGUGAUGACCAUUGCCUACACCAAGCUCUACUGCAAUUUGGAAAAGGGAGACCUGGAGAAUAUUUGGGACUGUUCUAUGGUGAAGCACAUUGCUCUGUUGCUCUUCACCAACUGUAUCCUUUACUGCCCGGUGGCUUUCUUGUCCUUCUCCUCUUUACUGAACCUCACAUUCGUCAGCCCUGAAGUAAUUAAGUUUAUCCUUCUGGUGAUUGUCCCCCUUCCUGCAUGUCUCAAUCCCCUUCUCUACAUCCUCUUCAAUCCUCAUUUUAAGGAGGAUCUGGGGAGCCUGGGAAAGCAAACCCACUUCUGGACAAGAUCGAAACACACAAGCCUGAUGUCUAUUAACUCUGAUGAUGUUGAGAAACAGUCCUGUGACUCAACCCAGGCCUUGGUAACCUUCACCAGUGCCAGCAGACCCUAUGACCUGCCUUCCAAUUCUGGGUCACCACCAGCUUAUCCGAUGACCGAAAGCUGUCAUCUUUCAUCUGUGGCAUUUGUCCCAUGUCUCUAA